AUGUGGGCAAAGCAGCAGCAGGCCCUGUGCCCCACAGGAACUGCACAUGGGAGGCUCCAUAGAAACAGAGAUGCUGUGGCCUGGUCCUUUUCUACGCUCUGCAGAGUCUCUGGCCCAACUUUGUUCCAAAUGACCUUCACUGCUGCUCUUUGGGUUGCUGUGUUUGGUAAAUGUGGUCCACCACCUGAUUUAGCCUACGCCAUGCCAGCAAGUCAGAUGAAUCAGACAGACUUCGAAAGUUACACCACCCUGAAAUACAAUUGCCGCCCUGGCUAUAUUAGGGCAACCUCAAGCCAGACUGUUGACUGUAGACCUUCGGGGAAAUGGCAGAUUAAUAUCUCCUGUGUUAAAAAAUCAUGCAGGAAUCCAGGAGAGUUACAAAAUGGACAUGUGGAAGUUAAGACAAAUUUCUCUUUUGGAUCGCAGAUAGAAUUCAGCUGCUCAGAAGGAUAUUUCUUAGUCGGCUCAUCCACUAGUUAUUGUGAGAUCCAAGGCAAAGGAGUUAUGUGGAGUGAUCCUCUCCCAGAAUGUGUAAUUGUCAAGUGUGGGUCCCCUCCAGAUAUCAGCAACGGGAACCACAAUGGUGGAGAUGAAGACUUCUACACAUACAGCUCCUCAGUCACCUAUAGGUGUGAUCCCAACUUCUCGCUCUCUGGCAGUGCCUCCAUUACUUGCACUGUGGUGAACAAAACAAUAGGUGUUUGGAGCCCAAGCCCUCCUACUUGUGAGAGAAUCAUCUGUCCUCAGCCAAACAUUUCACAUGGAGUGAUUGUUUCUGGAUAUAAACCUACCUAUAAAUACAAAGACUCUGUUAGAUUUGACUGCGUGAAAGGGUCUGUCCUCAGAAGCAGCAGUGUAAUCCAUUGUGAAGCUGAUGGCAACUGGAGUUCUUAUCCGAUUUGUGAGCUCAAUAGUUGCACUAAUAUCCCAGACAUUCCAAAUGCUCACUGGGUAAGCAAUCGCAAGCCAAGAAAGGAAGAUGCAUAUGUCGUGGGGACUGUGUUCUACUACCGCUGUCAUUAUGGGUAUGAACCUAAAGAGCUCAUGGCUGUGACUUGUCAGAAGGAUUUCAGCUGGAGCCUGUUUAAAGGAUGUAAGGAGUUAUGCUGUCCAGCACCAGACCCAAAGAGUGUUACAGUCAUCCAGCAUACAAAAGCGCAUCCUGAGAAUGGCUGUACUUAUUUCUAUGGUGACAAAGUUUCAUAUGUAUGUGAUGGUAGUAAAAUCUUUUCAGCUACUUGCAGAUCAGAUGGCACAUGGCAACCCCAAACACCAGCAUGUUAUCUGAGUUGUAAUUUUCCGCCUGUCAUCGCCCACGGACGUUAUACAAUAUCUAAACCAUUCUACAGCACAACUAAGGUUACAUAUGAAUGUGAUGAAGGAUAUAGACUGGUUGGAGAGGCAACCAUCUCCUGUACAUCUUCACAAUUGAGAGCAGCAGCUCCACAGUGUAAAGCUCUAUGUCGGAAACCAGAGAUAGAAAAUGGAAUGCUGUCUGCUGAUAAAGAUCAGUAUGUUGAAUCUGAAAAUGUCACCAUCCAAUGUUACUCUGGCUUUGUCAUGCUGGGUUCCCAAAGCAUCACUUGUUCAGAAAACAGAACCUGGUACCCAGAGGUGCCCAGAUGUGAUCGGGAGGCCAAUAAAGACUGUGAGCAUGUGUUUGCAGGCAAGAAGAUCAUGCAAUGUCUGCCAAAUUCAAAUGAUGUGAAAAUGGCUCUGGAGGUCUACAAGCUGACUCUGGAGAUUGAAUUACUAAAGCUCCAGAUAGACAAGGCAAAACUCACUGACCAGGAGUUAUGACUGGACAUUCUCUCAAGGAGGAAGAAGUACCUCAUUGGCUUUCUGAGUUCAGUGCCAAACAGAUUCCCUGCACUUAGCAACCUUU
Messenger RNA from Arvicanthis niloticus (Nile rat), 1885 nucleotides. Its product is annotated as C4b-binding protein alpha chain. NCBI's taxonomy places the organism in Eukaryota, Metazoa, Chordata, Mammalia, Rodentia, Muridae. The record is from RefSeq and is a predicted model, not a curated record.